Messenger RNA from Coniophora puteana RWD-64-598 SS2, 4309 nucleotides. Its product is annotated as flavo protein. Gene Ontology annotation, molecular function: oxidoreductase activity, acting on NAD(P)H; flavin adenine dinucleotide binding; 2 iron, 2 sulfur cluster binding. The record is from RefSeq and is a predicted model, not a curated record. The coding region runs from base 81 to 1775 and encodes 564 amino acids. NCBI's taxonomy places the organism in Eukaryota, Fungi, Basidiomycota, Agaricomycetes, Boletales, Coniophoraceae. The transcript is spliced from 18 exons. Gene Ontology annotation, cellular component: cytoplasm.
CUUUGGGUCAUUCCAGAACCAUAAUAAAUUGACUCCUCCGUCUUACCACUCGCCCAAUCGUCUCGCUCACCUCCAGAGCAAUGGCAGCCAAAACCGUCCCUGUAUGCAAUGCUUCCGAUCUCAAAGAUGGUCAAAUGAAAGAGGUCGAUUUCGAGGGCGAAGGCAAAGUCCUCGUUUAUCGUCUCGGCGACAAGGUGCACGCUACUAGCGCGUUCUGCACUCACUACGGCGCACCCUUGUCCAAAGGUGUCCUUACCGCCGAUGGCAGAAUUGUCUGCCCUUGGCACGGAGCUUGCUUCAAUGUCUGUACUGGCGAUAUAGAGGAUGCUCCGGCACCAUCAGCCAUUCACUCAUUCAAAGCGGAGGAAGUGGGCGGCAAGAUUCAAGUGACCGCUGAACUAUCUCGUACCACCAAGAACAACAUGACCAGGCCUCCUAAGCUCACCUCAGCGACUGCCACCUCUGGUAAAGGCGUUGUCAUCGUUGGCGGUGGCUCCGGUGCUUUCUACACCAUCGAGAGUCUCCGUGAGAACGGAUACCAAGGCAAUAUCGUCGUCGUCUCGCGUGAAACAUACCCUCCCAUCGACCGAACUAAAUUGAGCAAGGCACUCAUCACCGAUUCUUCCGCCCUGCAGUGGAGAAACGCUGCAGACCUCAAGAUAAAGUUCGGCGUGACACUGCGCAUAGGAGUCACAGUGACUUCUGUGGACAUCCCCAACAAACAAGUCAUCCUUGAUGGUGGCAAAGAGUCUAUUCCUUACGACAAACUUGUCCUCGCUUCUGGAGGGCUCCCCAGACGCCUGCCUGUUGAAGGUUCUGACCUUGAGAAUGUUUUUACAUUCCGGGGUGUCCAGGAUGCACAAAAGGUCGACGCAGUUGCUCAGGAGGGCAAACGCGCUGUCGUGAUUGGGAGUUCAUUCAUUAGCAUGGAAUUAGCAGUGGCUAUGUCGAAGCGUAAGCUUGCGUCGCUCGAUGUGAUCGGCAUGGAAGAAUACCCCUUCGAAGCCAUUCUUGGUAAAGAGGUCGGCGCAAGUCUUAAGAAGUUCCACGAGUCUCAGGGAGUGAAAUUCCACAUGAAGAGCAAGGUUGACAAGAUCGUAGCCUCGGAUGGAGAAGGGGAAGAGCCCAAGAAGGCUACUGGCGUUGUGAUAAAUGGAACGACUAUCCCAGCCGACUUCGUCGUAAUGGGCGUUGGUGUCGCUCCUGCCACAGACUUCCUGAAACAGAGCGGUUUUACUCUGGAGCAAGACGGCGGUGUCAAGGUAGAUGAGUAUCUGAGAGUCCCUGGCUAUACCGACGUCUAUGCCAUCGUAUACCGGUCAAAAAGGAUUAAAGAGGACACAGGCGACAUUGCAUACUACCCUCAAUUGAAGGAUGGAAAGAGCCGGGGAUAUAGAAGGAUAGAGCAUUGGAACGUCGCUGGGAAUCAUGGUCGGGCAGUAGGAAAGACUAUCGCUGGAAAACCUCAGCCAUUCAUGAAGGUGCCCGUGUUUUGGAGUGCUCAGGGGCAGCAAUUGCGGUACUGUGGGAUAGGUCAUGAGUUUGACGAGGUGAUCAUUAAGGGCAAUCCAGAGGAGAUGAAGUUCAUCGCAUUCUAUGUCAAAGACGGGGCCGUAACCGCGGUAUCGAGUAUGCAAAACGAUCCAGUGGUCAGCAAAUGUUCGGAGUUGAUGAGGCUGGGCCUCAUGCCUACCCCCGAGGAACUGAAGAACGGAAAGGACGUCUUGGCGAUCGACCUGUCUUCCUCAGACGCACUGCCCAGAGUUACCUCAUAAACCAACAAUGUAAAACUAAUUGAUGUAUUACUAGAACUACAUUCGGCAAGAUAAAGACUGUAACGAUACAAUAGGCGGCUACAGCAAGAUCAGCAAAUACAUAAUGGAUGAACGACUCGGCCAUUCACCAACCACAAAAAGGAGAUCAAGAUUUCCCUUCAACGAAGUCAAGGGCCGAAUCUAAGCCUCGAACGAGUUGCUCGGCGCGCAUUGACAUACCUCGAACGAUGCGCAGACCGUUCUUCCGCUUCUUGCCUCCGUUGACGGCCUGUUCGGGAUCUGGUCCUUCGAAACGGAGCGUCACCGAGUUGUCAUUCUCAGCGUUGCGUCGGUCGUAGUAGCUGCGUAGGUUGGAUCCUGAAUGUGCGUGACGAACGUGGCUGGAAUGACUGACAGACCGGCUGCUGCUGCCUGUGGAGGAGCUUGCAGGGCCUUCGGCGGUUCUGUCCUUGUCCCUUGGGACCUUGCUGAUGGAGCUAGGCGUCACGGUAGACGAGCGUCGCCUGUUGGGCGGCGAGUGGGUACCGACGCUGACAGUGCUGACAGUGGUUGUCUCGAUGGGCACUGGUAUACGGGUGAUGUGCGCGUCUUCGUGGAGCGGUGGGUGCAUCGACAUGUUGGACUGGAAUGACUGAGAGGCGACGGCGUGCUGUAAGGACAUGGGCGUCGUUACGGAUCGCGGCAAGGUGAGCGAAGGGGCGCGGCCCUUGUGCGCGCGGGUGGGUGCCAGCAUGUCGGGCGGGGGCGUAGUGUGAGCGUACAGGCCUGCGCUCGACCCUCGAGGAGACAGCGACAGACCCGCGAUCGAGCUGUGUGGCGACAGGCUGGCGGCCGACGGAGGCUGGUGCUGGCGCGCUUUGCCCUGUCGGUCGAGGUCGCGCAUCCAGCCCUCCCACUCUACCUCACUCUCCCCGUCGUCCGCGUCGUCGCCGUCAGACUCGCCAGCCGCGCUGUGAGACGCAGCGGACGAUGACGACGCGGCGUUGUACCAGUCGCUGUCGGCUUGUUCUUGACGUGCGGCGCGUCGGCGGCGGCGGAUGCUGGCAGUGAGCGCGUCACCAGAGACGGUUUCCGACCAGAGAACCCAGGCGAUGGGGCGGCCGACGUCGCCCAUGCCGGCGCGUCGCGCAGUCUCGGUGAUGUCUAUCCGCCAUUCGGGAUACGGCAGUGUAUCUUGGGGGGAGGAGUAGACGUGGGGUGUCAUGGCGGGGGAGGAGACCUUAUUCCAGUAAUUGCUGACGCUCGCGAGGGUGAUGACGGACGGGAGGAAGGAGGAAGAGAUCGGGUGCGGCGCGAGGCGGUGGAGGAUGCGGAGGAGAUUAGAGAAAGCUUGGUCAUCGACCAUGUCCAAGACCAGCCAGCGCCCCUCGAGGAGAGGCGAGUCUUCUGGACUUUCGACGCUGGAUAAAGUGCUUGCGGUACCGCUUCCGCCUGGUUCAUGUUCUUUGAUGUCGGUAUGAAGGACCUCGUUGUCUUUGAUGUCGGGGAGCGGUGGAGACGUCGCAAAACGCUCAGGAGUGUCAUAGUGGUCUGCAAGUGGGGAAGAGGGUAUGGAGAUCGACGGGGAACUGCUAAGGAGGGUCGGGUCGGGUUGGGAUCUGAACUUGAUGCACACUAUUCGUUGCUCGCCAAGACUAGCGCUGUGUCGCUCUAGCGAUUCUGCACCUCUCAAAGCUAGUAAGCGGGAUAACGGAAACCUGUCGACUAAUGUGCCACUAGUCCGAUCUUUGUAGACGUGCAGCACUCCCUGGUAGAUGGCAAGCCAGUGGUCUCGCCACUCCAUCUUCUUGUGAUGUUUCUUCUUGUGUGCAGCAGACGCAUCCUGCUUACCUGAUGCUCGUUCCUUUCCCUUUCCGCCCGCAGGGUCGACUGAUAUGUUUUCCGAGACGGGUGGGUCAAACCGAGCAGACCGUGGGCUGCGGGCGGGACGCAUCUUUCGCACCUUGGACUCGAAAUAGGGCUGUGCGUAGUCUGAUGGUGUACUGCGAGGCAGCGUGACAAUGGCGCCAGAGGUAUGCAUUUCGAGCAUUUCAUAAGGGCGCAGUUUGUACCACGACAAGGCAAAUUCAUCCUCGAGGAUGCGUCCCGUGGUGAAGGAGAGCAAUGCGUAUUGCUCUAUGUUAUGAUUGCUGUUGCCAGCUCGGGACUGGGAAUAUACAUCGGUGGCACUGGGCCCGGCUUGGGAGGUGUUCAUGGACGAGAAGGAGGCCUUGACGUUCUGGCGCGAGUAGAGGCCGGUAUAUCUUCUCUCCUGAGGUCUUGCGGGAAAGUCGUCGAUAUCCUCGGAGUCGUCGUCGAGGUCAUCGUCGGACCAGUCUGAGCCGUCGAGCGACGAGCGUGUGCGGGUCGAUGCGAAUGUGAUGGGCGAGACGGGGCGAUGUACUGGGGUCUCUGGAGGCUCGAUGAGGUUGCACCUUGCGAGGAUCCACUCCUUGACCUGCUUGACCUUCCAGGCGGUGUGGAUAUGGGUGACGAGCCAUUGGUCGUACGGGACGAAUCUGCAUGCGAUGGUGACAAUCUCGCGGUCGCUCUUG